Funneliformis geosporum is the source of this 308-nucleotide messenger RNA. Lineage: Eukaryota; Fungi; Glomeromycota; Glomeromycetes; Glomerales; Glomeraceae. The record is from the annotation of a GenBank genome assembly.
UUAGAUAGUUUAAGCCAAAAAGUGUAUAGUUUAGAGGCUUUUGGGGAUUGCCUAGCCAAAUUAGAAAAAUAUGAUAAAAAAAGGUCGCCGGCUUCGGUUUCUUUCCGUUACAUGGUCGAAACAAUUAAAGCCUUUUUGGAUGGUCAAAAAUAUGGUGAAUUUCAAGCGAAAGCUAAAAAAGAAUUAGAAGAGAAGUUAAAGAAUAGCAAAAAUGACCAAGCCAAGGAAAAGAAAGAAAUUGUCGAAAAACUAAGGGAUAAUAAUUCCGACAUCCAAAUUAAUGAAGAAAAUAUUAAGCGAUAUCGUUU